Closterium sp. NIES-65 is the source of this 10149-nucleotide messenger RNA. Lineage: Eukaryota; Viridiplantae; Streptophyta; Zygnematophyceae; Desmidiales; Closteriaceae. The record is from the annotation of a GenBank genome assembly.
AUGGCGCGCGAGCUCGACCCCCCGGGCACCAUCCUGUGGUCCUGGACCAACUCGCGUUCGCCCUGCGACGCGCCACCCUUCCUCGGCAUGGUGUGCGACCCCGCGUCGGGCAAGGUGGUGGGGCUAUCGCUGCCGGAGAUGGGGCUGUCGGGGCAGCUGCCGGGGGAGAUGGCGCAGAUGAGCGACGUCACGAGCAUCGAGGUGCCGCGGAACUACCUGCAGGGCGACAUCCCCAACACCAUCAACAACCUCGGCAAACUCCAGGUGGCGGACCUGGCGGGCAACGGCAUAAGCGGGCAGAUCCCGGACCUUUCGCCCAUGCGCGCGCUGCGCGUGCUGCUGCUGGACGGCAACCAAUUGCAGGACGCCGUGCCCUACACCAUCACCGCGCUCUCCAACCUGGAGCAGCUGGGUCUGAGCAGCAACACUCUGGCCGGCGCACUGCCGUCCUCGCUGUCAGCGCUGACGCGGCUGACGUGGCUGCGCGUGGACGGCAACCAGCUCGUGGGGCCGCUGCCGCCCGGGCUGGCGGCCAUGGCGAGCGCGCCUGGCGCCGUGUUUAACCUCACUGCCAACGACCCCACCCUGUGCGGCAAGGAGGUGCGUGGGUGGGUGGGUGUGGCUGAAUGGGUGGUGGUGGUGGUGGUGGUGGUGGUGAUGGGGAGAGGAGGUGCGUGGAAGGGUGGUGGUGGGGAAUGGGAGAGGGAGGGAGAGAGGGGGGAGAAGGGGAACGAGGGAAAAAGGGAGAGGAAUGAGAGGGGGAGGGAGCCAUGUCCCGGCGUGGCACUAACACCACCACCUGACGCGGCCCCCCCGACACUUGCCGCGCCCUCUGCUGCUCCCCCUUCCCUCCCGCCGCCACUGGCUUCCCCCUCCACUCCUGCCCCAAAAUCCCCCCCAAGCGCUCCCCCUCCCACAAACGCACUCCCCCCCGACUCCCCUCCGCCUUCCUCCCCUUCCCCCGCGCCAACCUCUCCCCCUUCCUCACCCCCGCCUAGCCCGCCCCUGACUCCCACCCCGCCCUCAUCCCCGUCGCCCUCUCUCUCUUCCCCCCCUCCUUCUGAUCCCUCCUCAUCCCCCUCAUCCCCCGCACCCCCCUCCUCCCCCUCCACCCCUCCCACCUCCUCCACAUCUGCUGUUUCGGAACCAUCAUCCAUUCCACCACCUAACACAACCACCACCACCACCACUGGCAGCAGCAGCAGCGGCAACAGCGGAGGGAGUGGUGGCAUAAGCGUGGGCGUGGUGGUGGGGAUCAUAGCAGCGGUGGCAGUGCUAGCCGUUGCCCUCCUCCUCUUCGCCUUCCUCUGCCUGCGCAAGCCCAAGCACCCAUCCGCCCCCUCUUCCGCCUCUGCCACCGCCACCGUUGCAGCAGUAGGUGGUGCAGGUGCUGGUGCUGGGAGGGCUGGGGGGAAUGACGCGGAUGAGAAGGGGCAAGAGGGGAGGAUGGAGAGGGGGGAGUUACCGAUAACAGGCUCUUUUAUCAAGUAUCUCCCCCCUCAGCAUGCAAUUUCGUCUGCCCCCCCUCCGCCGCCUUCCCCUGCUGUUCAGCCGGGAGGGGGGGAUAGGGGCCGCCCUGCACCCGCUGCAGAGGGGGAAGGGGGGGAGCAGGGGACGAAGGGGAAGCGGGACGGGGCGGGAAUGGGAAUGGGAAUGGGCAUGGCGGAUGGGAGGGAUGAGGAGGAGGAGGCUGCAGAUCAUGGUUAUGACGGGGAGAAGGACAGUGAGAGAGGGUUGCUACUGCCGCCUCUCCCGCCCCCUGCCAUCCCCUUCACUGCCUCUUCCCCCUUGCUCGCCCCCAUCCCUCCUCCGCCCAUCCCCACAUCUUCCCCUGUGUCUGCCACCGCUACUACUGCUGCAGCUGCUGCUGCUGCUGCUUCAGCUGCUGCCGUAUCACCAAAGUAUGGUGUGCCGUCCCGUGCUGAUCCUUCUGCUGCUCUCCCCUCCUCUCCCUCAGCUCCCUCUGCUCCCUCUGCGGCACUGCAAGGCACGUCGCCUCGUUCCAUCCCAUCCUCCUCCUCCCACACCCCAUCUCCCAAGCCCACGCCUCUUCCCUCAUCCGCCACCCCAUUCCCCCCCAUCGUCAUCCCCCCUGUCGUUCCCCUGCCCUCCCUCCGCUCCCUCGCCCACCACCGCUCCCCCCUCGCCUCCCAGGCAGCAGCAACAGCAGCAGGGGGAGCAGGAGGGGUAGGGAUGCAACCACACACCCCGCCCUCUUACUAUCUCUCUGGGAGUCCCAAGUCUGGUUCUCCUCACACGCCCUCCUCGCUUCUCCCGCCUGCUGCACUCCCUGAUUCCGCCACUGCUGCUGCUGCUGCUGCUGCUGCUGCUGGCGUUGCUGCAGUUGGCACAGCAGCAGCGGCUGGGUUGCGAGGGGCAUCGAUUGAAGAAGGUGCAGGGGAGGCAGGGACGGGAGAAACUGGGGCAGCAGCGGCAGCAGGGGCAGCUGUUGCUGUGGCAUCUAGCCGUCUGCCAACGUAUGGCGGCGCGGGCCGGGCUUUAAGAGCCGCCGAUCUUGAAGGGGAUAGUGAGAGCGGCGCGGAGGGAGGAGGGAGAAAAGGUGGAGGAGGAGCGGGAGGGGGGGUGUGGAGCAGUGGUGAGGAUGAGAGCAGCGCGUGGAGUGAGAGCGACGGGAGUGUGAUCGAGGGGAGGAGAUGGAAGGUGGGCCGCUCUGUGUCAGACGUCAGUGGGAGGACGUGGGCCGCUGGAGGAGCGCGAGGGGGUGGAGUAGAAGGCAGAGAAACCGCAGGAGAAGCAGCAACAGCGGUGGUGGGAGGAGGAGGCAGAGGAGGAGCAGCAAGAGGAGGAGGAGGAGGAGCAGGAGAGACAGUUGGUGGGGCUGGGGAAACGGAGGGAGACGAGGCGAGCAGUGAGGAGAGCGAGAGCGGUGGGAGCGGCAGGGGAGUGGCGGAGAAGGUGUUUUCGUUGGCGGAGCUGGCUCUUGCCACCAAUGACUUUGGGCGCCAGGGGCAGAGGAACCUGCUGGGCGCAGGGAGGCACGGUGUGGUGUACAAGGCGCGCUUGCCAGAUGGCACCACGGUGGCUGUCAAACGACUCACCAACUGCAAUCCGGACCAGUCAGAGCGGGAGUUCCGGUUCGAGGCGGAGGCAGUGGCGAGGGCGCGGCAUCCCAACAUAGUGGCGCUGCUGGGGUGCUGCGCCCAGGGCUCUGAGCGCCUGCUCGUCUCCGAGUUCGUCCCCAACGGCACUCUGCACUCCUGGCUGCACGCCCCUGCUGCUGCUUCUGCUACUGCUGCUGCUGGUCCUCCUGGUUCUGCAGCUGCUGGUGCUGGUAUUGAGGGUGAAUCCGCCGCGUGUGCGCCGCUGGAUUGGAAGCUGCGCGUACACAUCGCCCUGGGAUGUGCCCGCGGUCUAGCAUACCUGCACGAGGGGGCAGACGUGCGCGUGGUGCACCGGGACGUGAAGGCGUCCAACGUGCUGCUGGACGCGCAGUGGAACCCCAAGCUCGCUGACUUCGCCCUCCCCGCCAUCUCCGGCCGCCUCCACUCCCACGCGCCUUCCCGCCUCCUCGGCACCGUCGGGUACGUGGCGCCAGAGUAUAUCAACACGGGGCUGCUCACGGAGCGCAGUGACGUCUACAGCUUUGGCGUGCUGCUGCUGGAGCUUGUGGCAGGCCGCAAGCCCAUCGACACACACCUCUCGCCUGAACAGGUGGACAUAGUGCGGUGGGUGAAGCGGCUGGCAGCAGAGAACCGACUGGCAGAGGCAAUCGAUGGGCGGAUAGCGGGGCAGGCGGGGGCGGACGAGGUGGAGUACGUGGUGGGCGUGGCGCUGCGCUGCGUGGACGGCAACGCUCUCAAGCGCCCCCGCAUGCGCCAGGUCGUGGCCAUGCUGGAGACAGAGGACCCCACGCUGGUGAGACGGGGUGGUACAGUUCGGUGGGGAUGGGUUAGUCGCAGGGAUGGGUGGGGUCAGGUUAGCACAUGGUUGGCCCCUCCCCGUAACACUACGCUCAGUCCUCUCUCCUCUCCCCACCCCACCCUACCCAGCCCACGGCAGUAUAUUGGGGUGGGCGUUGGCCUUAGCUCCACCAGUCCCUCUGCCCCCGAUGUUGCCGGUAUGAUUGCCUCGGCUGCGCUUAAAGCAGGCGGGAUGGUGCCAGUGGGGGGUGUGAGUGCCACAAGCAGCAGCAGCAGCCCGGGUGGAGUGGGGUACGGUGGGGGAGGCAUUGUGGGGGGUAGUCCAGGGAAAUACAGCAGCCCUGGAGGGAAAUAUAACAGUCCCGGGAAAUACGGAAGCCCUGGGAAGUACGGGAGUCCUGGUAGCGCAACUGGCAGUAUGUCCAGUGCUGCUGCUGCCGCUGCCGCUGCUGGUGCUGGUGCUGCGGGCACGUACUCUCCAGCUGCCCUUAUACCUGUGCAUGCUGGGCUGCGCACGAGCGGUGCCAGCCCUACAGCUGGAUCUCUCGGUAGUGGUAGCGCUACUGGCAAUAGCCCCUCUGCAAGGACGCUAGCAGGGUUAGGAGGAGGAGGCACGGGGGCUAGUCCUGGGAGUGGCACUGGCAGUGCGAGUAUGUACACUGGUAGGAGUCCCAGGAGGUUUGAUGGGGGUGUGGGGCGGAGUGGUGGUGGGGAGGGUGGGUGGGGAGCAGGUGAGCUCCUCCUCUACCAUUCGUUCUUUACUUCCUUACCCCCUCUCAUUGUUUUACCUCUUCUUCCUUCCUCCCUCCCUCCCUCUCUCUCUCCCUCCCUCUCUCCCUCCCUCCCUCCCUCCCUCCCUCCCUCCCUCCCUCCCUCCCUCCCUCCCUCCCUCCCUCCCUCCCUCCCUCCCUCCCUCCCUCCCUCCCUCCCUCCCACCCUCCCUCCCUCCCUCCCUCUCCUCCCUCCCACCCUCCCUCCCUCCCUCCCUCCCUCCCUCCCUCCCUCCCUCCCUCCCUCCCUCCCUCCCUCCCUCCCUCCCUCCCUCCCUCCCUCCCUCCCUCCCUCCCUCCCUCCCUCCCUCCCUCUCCCCCGCCCUCCUGUCUUGGGUCCGGGGAACCACGGCAGCAACUGGCAUGAUAUUCCUCUGAGGACGUCCAUCCCCGAGAGCAUCAGCGCCCUCUCACGCCUCACUCUGCUCGUCACCCAUUACUGCUGCACUUCUUCUCCCUCCUCUCUCUCCUCUCUCUCCUCUCUCUCCUCUCUCUCCUCUCCCUCCUCUCCCUCCUCUCUCUCCUCUCCCUCCUCUCCCUACUCUCCCUCCUCUUCCUCCUCUUGCUCCUCUCGCUCCUCUCCCUCAUCUCCCUCCUAUCCCUCCUCUCCCUCCUCUCUCUCCUCUCCCUCCUCUCCCUCCUUUCCCUCCUCUCCCUCCUCUCUCUCCUCCCCCUCCUCUCUCUCCUCUCUCUCCUCUCCCUCCUCUCUCUCCUCUCUCUCCUCUCCCUCCUCUCCCUACUCUCCCUCCUCUCCCUCCUCUCCCUCCUCCCCCUCCUAUCCCUCCUCUCCCUCCUCUCUCUCCUCUCUCUCCUCUCUCUCCUCUCUCUCCUCUCCCUCCUCUCUCUCCUCUCCCUCCUCUCUCUCCUCUCUCUCCUCUCCCUCCUCUCUCUCCUCUCUCUCCUCUCCCUCCUCUCUCUCCUCUCCCUCCUCUCUCUCCUCUCCCUCCUCUCUCUCCUCUCCCUCCUCUCUCUCCUCUCUCUCCUCUCCCUCCUCUCUCUCCUCUCUCUCCUCUCCCUCCUCUCUCUCCUCUCCCUCCUCUCUCUCCUCUCCCUCCUCUCUCUCCUCUCCCUCCUCUCUCUCCUCUCUCUCCUCUCCCUCCUCUCUCUCCUCUCUCUCCUCUCCCUCCUCUCUCUCCUCUCCCUCCUCUCCUCAGGCGGCUGGACAAGAAUGGGUUCAAAGGCAGCCUGCAAUCGAGUCUAGUCGCACUGUCCAUUGCCCAAGCGGUCACCAAUUACUCUCCACAUCCCUUCCCUCCUAUCCCUCCUCUCUCUCCUCUCCUUCCUCGAAUGGUCCUUUCUUCCCCUCCUCGCCCUCCACCGACGGCCCAUCACACGGGCAAGCAGCACCAGGACUAGCGGAGACGCAGCUGUCAGGCUCAGUGCCAGGCAUCUCUCGCAUGACAUCCCUCACCGAACUCCACCUCUCAUCACCUCCCAGUGCUCCACCCGCGCCUGCAAGCGAUGGGUCACCCGCGCCUGCAAGUAAUGAAUCACCCGCACCUGCAAGCGCAGAGGCAUCGGCGCCUGCAAGUGAUGAAGCACCCGGCUCUCAAGAACCCAGCCCGCAACCACCCUCCCCUUCCCCGGGCCUGCCACAGUCUCCUGCUCCUCCAUCCGCCCCUCCCACUGCGUCUCCCCUGCCCCCUAACCUCCCUCCAGACAGUGCCCCCGCGCCUGGUCCUCCUGUCUCGGCCUCUGCAAUCUCACCAGUAACCUCUGCAGCAGGCGCCGCCGCAGCAGCAGCAGCGGGAGCAGCAGCAGCAGCAUCAGCAGCGGCAGCAGCACACGCAUCACCAGAGAGGCCGAUCCGAGAGCUGACAAUGGGGGAGGUGAAGGUGGCAACAGAUAACUGGGCGAGAAGCGGCCGCAUGGUCACACGAGGCUCGUUUGAUGUGUACCGCGGGUUUGACCCCAGCAACCCUGCUGUGCCGUGGGCCGUGUGUCGCGCUCGCGUGCUCAGCAACACGUUCCGGCAAUCGGUGGAGCGCAUGGGGGCGAUGCGGCAUGCGAACGUGGUGCGGCUGGUGGGGUUCUGCAUGGAAAUGACGCCCAGCGCGCUGCAGAUGGAGCAGGUCACCGUCUACCCUCUCUUCCCGCACGGCGACCUCGAGAAACGCCUCCGGCCAGGCAGCAGCAGCAGUGAGGAGGGCCACGUGCCCCUGAGCCUGGGCGAGAGGCCAACUAGCAUGCCUCGCUCAUCCACACUCCCCUACUCGCUCCACCCACCCUCCAUAUACCUAACCCCAUCCCAACGUUCCAACGCCUCAGAAGUCGCCUCAUGUCUCCCAACACCUUCCCCCCCACACCUUCCCCCCCACACCUUCCCCCCCACACCUUCCCCCCCACACCUUCCCCCCCACACCUUCCCCCCCACACCUUCCCCCCCACACCUUCCCCCCCACACCUUCCCCCCCACACCUUCCCCCCCACACCUUCCCCCCCACACCUUCCCCCCCACACCUUCCCCCCCACACCUUCCCCACACCUUCCCCACACCUUCCCCGCACCUUCCCCACACCUUCCCCACACCUUUCCAACAGCCCCAUAUAGCGGACUACGGGUUCAUCAAGUCAGCCCAGGAGGGCACGGUAGACAGGGACAGGGCGGUGGGCACACCGGGCUACCUGGAUCCUACCUAUGCCAAGUCGCUCACUGCUGCACCCUCUGCUGACGUGUACAGUUUCGGGGUGGUGAUUCUGGAGGUGGUGUCAGGGCACAAGUGCUUCUUCCGGGACGGGGACAGGCUUGUACCCCUCCCUCAGUGGGCAUCCCAAAAGGUGGACAGUAACGCACUCAUGGAGGUGUGUGAGGCGUCUCUACACAUCCCCACGGACACAGCACAGGACCUCGUGCUGCUUGCCCUGCGCUGCACCGCCAUUGCUCCGGACCUGCGUCCCACCAUGGCCGAAGUGGCGCGGGAAUUGGAGGUGCUGUUGGAGCGGUGCAGAGCGGUGCAGAUGGGAGGGGAGAGGGACCAUGCGGUGGUGGAUGUUGAGGAAGAGCAGGAAGCGUACGUGCUCGGCCAGCUGCAAUGGAGCAGAAUAGAGUGCGACGCGAACGGCAAUGUUGUCAAUAUAAGUAUGAACGGUCAAGGGCUGAGCGGUCCCAUUCCGGAUUCUCUAAGCGUCUUGAACACCCUUACGUCUCUUGAACUCCGUAACAACAGUUUAAAUGGCAGCAUCCCGUCCUUCUUCACCAGUUUCAGCGCCCUCCAAAUCCUGGCUUUGGGGUCAAACAGCUUGACGGAGUUCACAGCCGCCAAUCUUCCAACAAGCCUGAGGCUCUUGGGCUUGGCAAAAAACAAGUUCAAUAUGCCCAUUCCAACGGACAUCGGGAGGUUCUCUCUCCUCACCGCCCUGUACUUGAGCUCGAGCAACCUGAUUGAUCCUAUUCCGAGCAGCAUAAGUAACCUUACCAGCCUUCAGGCAUUGGACCUGUCAUACAACAAGCUCUCAGGAAACAUCCCUCGGGAAAUUUCCAGCGUGACUAGCCUCUUGCACCUGGACCUCUCACACAACCAGCUCUCAGAUUCCAUCCCUUCAGAGAUUGUCAAUGCGGCCAGCCUCUCCUACCUGAACAUGAGCUACAACAACAUAACUGGGACCAUUCCAGGCAGCAUGAGCCAGCUGCUGGCUCUCAAGGACCUGGACCUCUCGCACAACCAGCUCUCAGAAAUCCCUCCUGAGAUUGGCUCUGCGACCAGCCUCUCCCACCUGAACAUGAGCUACAACAACAUAACUGGGACCAUUCCAGGCAGCAUGAGCCAGCUGCUGGCUCUCAAGGACCUGGACCUCUCGCACAACCAGCUCUCAGGAAUCCCUCCUGAGAUUGGCUCUGCGACCAGCCUCUCCUACCUGAACAUGAGCUACAACAACAUAACUGGGGCCAUUCCAGGCAGCAUGGGCCAGCUGCUGGCUCUCAAGGACCUGGACCUCUCGCACAACCAGCUCUCAGGAAUCCCUCCUGAGAUUGGCAGUGCGACCAGCCUCUCCUACCUGGACCUCUCGUACAACCAGCUCUCACAAUCCAUCCCUCCUGAGAUUGGCACUGCGACCAGCCUCUCCCACCUCGACCUCUCACACAACAAUCUUACAAGCUCCAUCCCAUCUGAACUUUCCAAGGCCGUCCGCCUCUCAUACCUCAACCUGGGCAGCAACUCUCUUAAUGGGUCUAUUCCCGAAAAUCUGAAGCAGCUGCCGAUCCUUCAAUUCCUCCUCUUGCAAGACAACGGCCUGUUCGGGCCCGUAACAAACAACAUUGGCGCACUCCGUCAACUAAGAGAGCUCAACCUCGCAAACAACAAGCUGUCUGGGUCCAUCCCUUUAGAACUUUCCCGCCUCGACAACCUUUCACAACUCCUCCUGCAGAGCAAUGGUCUUAAUGGAUCCAUUCCCGAACGCAUUGGAAAUCUAAGAAAUCUAGUGCGACUGGACCUGUCCAACAACCAGCUGUCAGGACCCAUCCCAUCCGAGCUGUCUAAUCUUCGCGAGCUCACCCACCUGGAUUUGACCGGCACCAACAUAAAUGGAACUAUUCCAAGCAGCAUGAGUAAUCUGAACCAGCUCUUGGAAUUCCUCCUCCCAGGCAGCUUCUGCCCGUCAACAAGCCAAGGCUUCCUGUGUCUAUUCGCGGACCCUGUCUGUCGUUGCAACAUUACUGUCGACUCAAAAGUCGCGCUGGUGGCGCUGCUGCUGCUCGUUGUGUGGCGUUACUGCGGCACUGCCCGUGCUGCUGUGGCGGUGCGCGCAUCGACCCCCGGGGCGGCCUUCAGGGAGUUCACAUUGGACGAGGUGCGGGCAGCCACGGACAACUGGGCGGAGGCGAACAGCCUGGGGGCGCGCGGGUUCAACGAUGUGUACAGGGGCCUGGACCCCUACAAUGAGGGCCUCGUGCUCACUGUCAGCCGCGCCCGCGUCCUCGCUAAUAACUUCAAGAAAGCGGUGGAGCGAAUGGGGGCGGUGCGGCAUGCGAACGUGGUGCGGCUGGUGGGGUUCUGCAUGGAAAUGACGCCCAGCGCGCUGGAGCAGGUCACCCUCUACCCCUUCUUCCCCCACGGCGACCUCGAGAAACGCCUCAGGCCAGCUUCUCUACUCACCACUCUCUCUCUCCCCCACCCCCCGUUCUUUCUGCCCUUCAGUUUCGGUGUGGUGAUGCUGGAGGUGCUGACUGGUCGCAGGGCUAUCCUUGUGGUUACCGACCGCCAGAUGUCAAUCAGUCAGUGGGCGUCCCAGCACGUGGAUGCGAACGACAUAGCGGCUUUAAGGGACCCGGAGAUGCCCAUCGCUUACGACAUGCUGCGCCGCCUUGUCUCGCUCGCCCUCUCCUGCACCACCACGCUGCCGUCCAUGCGCCCGCGCCUCUCUCACGUGCGCGAGCAGUUAGAAGCGGUAAGGCGGUCCCUGCCGCCGGCAGCCCCAGUGCAACCCGCCCCUGCUGCUGCUCCUGCCAAUGCUCCCCUGCAGGGAGAUAUGGAGCAGGGUUUGCUGGAUGAACCCUAG